CCGCCGGCCCCGCCCCCUCGGGCGCCAAUCCGCGGCGGCGUGGAGGGGCGGCCGGGCCCCUGGCCUCUAUUUACUCUUUCAAUCAGUGCGAGUGUUUGCCCCUGGCCGGCGUGCACGCGCGGGUGAUGCGCUAGCCAUGAUCUCGCAGAAGCUGUCGUACGGCGACGUGCCGACGUCCGCGUCGCUGAGCUCGCUGUCGCCGGGCCUCGCGCCGCCCUACGUGAACAGCAUGGGCUGCAUGCCAGCCCAGCCCUACCCGAAUCUGUACUCCAACAACAUGGUGGCCGGCGGCUCCUGCAUGGGCUCCCCGGGCGUGGGCUACUCGCCGCCCAGCACCAUGGCCUCCUGCAUGGGCGGCGCCGGCGGCGUGCCCUACGGCUCCCUGCCGAGGGAACAGGAGGCCGCCUCGCCGACCUCGGCGCUCCAGCGGGCAAGGAACGACAAAACCUACCGCCGCUCCUACACGCACGCGAAACCACCCUACUCCUACAUCUCGCUCAUCACUAUGGCCAUCCAGAACAACCCCACGCGAAUGCUGACGCUCUCGGAAAUCUACCAGUUCAUCAUGGAUUUAUUCCCGUUCUACAGACAAAACCAGCAGCGCUGGCAGAACUCCAUCCGGCAUUCGCUGUCUUUCAACGACUGCUUUGUGAAAGUUCCGCGGACGCCCGACAAGCCCGGGAAGGGGUCGUUCUGGACGCUGCAUCCGGACAGCGGGAACAUGUUCGAGAACGGCUGCUUCCUCCGUCGUCAAAAGCGAUUUAAAGAUGAGAAGAAGGAGGUGAUUAGACAAGCGCAGAAAGCGACGCACGGGCACGGACACCACGGAGGGCACGAGAAGAGAGAUCACCACGAUAAGGGCGGGGAGCUCCGGGCGGCCGGCGGCGGCGUCGGCGACGACAAGGAGAUGCGCGACGAGCUGCUGGCCCAGCUCCACGCGGCGCCCGAGCUGUGCCUGCCCGAGCACACGCCGCUGGCCCUCGAGCACUACGCGCAGCUGAAGCAGGAGCCGCCCGGGUACGCGCCCGCGCCGCACCCCUUCAGCAUCACGCGACUCCUGCCCGGCGCUGACACCAAGUCCGACCUGAAGAUGUACGACGUCAACUACGGGUACGGGCACUCGGCGGAGAACUACUACCAGUCGUCGCUGUACCACCACCACCACGCGCACGCGCAGCCGCCCUUGUGACAGUACCCGCUGGCGUAGGCCCGCCGCGGCCCCUGGCCCGGCCCCGACGCCGCGCUCUAACCGCGCAAGUAAGUCAACGGACUCCGCACUAAAAUCUCAUUAAAUUAUUGAUAUUGGACUCCUGAGUGAGCGUGAUUUGUGUUCUGGUGAUAUUCUAAGACGGUUUGUGUAAAUACGCUAUUUUGUCCAAGCCUAAGUAUCGUUAUAGAAGCGUCGCGUCGCGUUGUCGCGUUAGGCCUAUUUGUGGAACUUGCGAAAGUGUCCUUUAAAGUCCUUCUGAGCGUCUCCGUCGGCUCUUUUGAAUCAAAUAACAAUAUAAAUAAAAUGAGUGACCGUUGAGCUUUUCCAUGAGUCGUUCUGUAACUGACAUGAGUUGGAAUAGAGCUAAUCAGUUGCAUUAGACGAUCGAUACGUUAUCUGCAAAGCUGUAUCAAUCGCCCGUGGCCGUAAUACUCGUUGAACUCUUUUGUAUGUAAACACAAAUAAGUUGUAGUAAAUAUCACAUUUUAACGCGAAUUUAAAUGCCAGAUUUUUUUUUUUACCCAAAUGCCUUUCAAAUCACAUUCACGAGUCAAAAAUUUCAAUCUUAUUAAAAUUUGUGUUAAAAUACGAACCUAAAACUACGAUAACACGUUUUUAUAAAUUGUUGUAUGCAUUUUUUAUGGUAAAAACGUCGGUUUGACAUAAGUAGGUAAUAUAAAAGUUAUAAUACUACAUUACUUCAUAUAUAAAAUAAACAAAAUUAAAUAUAAAGUCAAUUAAACUACCUAUCAAAAUUGCUCGAGUGAAGUAAAAAUAUAUCUUCAAUUAAAACAUUUUUAUUGAAAUUAGGUAGUAUGUUUAGUUCUACGUAUAAUAAUAAUAUCUAAAUGGAAAAAUUUUAAACAACAUACCAAAUAAUUUAAAAAUGCUUCAUUAUAGGAACAUAUGUUAUUAAUUAUUGAUAGUUAAUUGAUUGAAAAGAGUCUACGGAAAACACAACAGAAGUGACGUCAUAUCGAGGACAGACGAACUGUGCAAUGUCAAUGUAAAAUGUGUAUAAUAUACUUUAGAUAGGUGAAAUGGAAUUACCGUUCUGUCGACCAUCGCAUAGUCUAGAUAAGUUUUGUAUAUAUAGUUCUAAGGUAAAUAUAUAUGACUUUAAAUAAUGGUGUUUGGUGUAAAAUAGGUACCUAUCCAGGCUUCUGCACUACAUUCCAAUAUUUAUUUAUAUGCAAGUGUCAAUUUAGCAUUUUUUAUAUUACCAAAUAGCUUAGUAAGCGUUGCCGUUUAUAGGUACAUAUAAUCGAAUUGAAGUUUAGUUGAAUAUGGAACACCAAAUUUUUUUUAAUUUCUUGGUUGCUCUCAUAACAAAAUUUGCUCAUAAUAAUGGCCGCUUUCGUAUCGUUGUCGCUUCUUGUAUCAUGGAAAAAUUACACCACGUACUUACAUAGUUAUUAUUAUCAACUCUCUAAUUUUUAAACUGAACUAUCCAAAGACAAACCUGUCAUUUCAAAGACAAUUAACCAAUUUACACUUCAUAUUUCCGAUGACAUCAUUAUGAAUAAAAAUCGGAUUUGACAGCGUUGGCAUAAUGUAGCUCGCCUUGGGCUCGCCUGACCUUAGUCAAGUGGUAAAAACCUCAAGUUUUUUCGACAAAAUUCGUAUGUGAAUCGGCGGCUUAAUGUGAUAUUUCUAGGUUGUCAUGUUUCUGUGAUAUCACGGCCGUUAUUGCGUAUAGCACUUGGAAUUUGAAACGGAGUGUAGAAUUCUCAUUUUGUUUGAUCAUUAUAUUGGUUAUCUUUAAUUACAUCCGAUAUUUUAAUAUCAAGUACUAUCACAAUAAUGGUGCAAAAUAAUUUUCGCGGAUUAGUUUUUUGUAGUUAUAAGAUUUUUAUAUUUUUCUGUUAAUUUUCUCAUUUGCUAAAAUUAAAACAACCCAUUUCACUAAAAACAACGAAAUAAAAUUAUAUUUCCUAGAUUAUUAGUGUAAUUAUGAAGAGCAAUAUAUCCAAGUAUGUUCACCGGCAGUUACCUAUACCAAUUUAAGUGUAUAAAAAUAAUAUAAAAUAAUAAUUCACGCGAUUUUCAAUAACUCACAACUUGAAUAUACCUACGUUACCUUAAAUACAGGUAGGUAUUUCAAUAUUAUUUAAUUUUCCAAUAUGGAGACAUGUAAUAGAUUUAUUUCAUUUUAUUAGCAAAAUUACAUGCAACAUUAUUCAGUUAUAAAUAUUUUAAACAUAUUGUCAAUGCUUGCUAAGCUAUAAAAUCAUAUUUUAAUCAUAUUAGUUAUAAUAUUAUAGUAAUGCUAAAUUAAUUCUUGAUCUUAUAAAUACAUAUUAAUGCCAUACUCGAAUCUUGAUAGGCUACUUAUAUUAUCAUCUGUUAGUUUCAGAGUUAAUAAAAUUAAGUAUUUACAAUAA
Messenger RNA from Cydia fagiglandana, 3594 nucleotides. RefSeq names its product silk gland factor 1 (gene fkh). NCBI's taxonomy places the organism in Eukaryota, Metazoa, Arthropoda, Insecta, Lepidoptera, Tortricidae. The record is from RefSeq and is a predicted model, not a curated record. Gene Ontology annotation, molecular function: RNA polymerase II cis-regulatory region sequence-specific DNA binding; DNA-binding transcription factor activity, RNA polymerase II-specific; transcription factor binding. Gene Ontology annotation, biological process: cell differentiation; regulation of transcription by RNA polymerase II; anatomical structure morphogenesis. The coding region runs from base 137 to 1189 and encodes 350 amino acids. The transcript has a single exon.